GUCGCGGCAGUUUGCGAACGGCCGCGCGACGGUACGGUUGAUUGGGAACGCGGUGAUCAAAUAUGGUCAACCGAGAGUGAUCGCUUACUCUGAAACCCGCCAUCACGCCGUCGUAGCAUGUGCCCGCUAGUCCGCAGCCACGUAUGCCGCUUACCGCAUCGCGAGCCGCACAAUAAACUCGUCUCCUACGGCUACCGUUAAGGGCAGCCAUAUUCCUCCGCGCGCGGGGUUUUUUUUUCUCCACGCUCGCGCGCAUGUGACCCCCGGGGGGACACUCCGGAGAAUCUAGCAACCCCCUUUUAAAUCCGCGCUUUGCCGCUUUGAUCCACGCGCGCGUGGUCGCGAGAAUAUCGUAUGUGUAUAACGUGUGUGCCUGUGCGCGCGUGGUAGUAUGAUCUUCUCUUGGAUAUUCCAGUGAGUCCGUGUGGUGAGCGCCUUAUACCGGGUGACCGAGUCGAGCGCGCGCGAAGCGGCGUAUGGUCUUUUUUUUCUUUUGCUGUCGCUCUCGCUGCGGAGCACAGAGAAAGAGAGAAAGAGGCAGGGGGAGAGAGAGAGAGAAAGUCGAGAGCGGCAGUCGGUCUGCGACGAGAGUACAUCGGCAGGGAUUCGAGAGACAGAUAGAGAAAGAGACUGACGGGGGAGCGGCGGGAGAGGAGGGAGCGAACCGGCGUGGUAAAAGGAAUCUCGACCGAUUUCCAAGGAGACCCCGGCUUGUCAGGAUGAGUUAUUGCACCAGCGCGCCCAUGGUCACGCACACUUGCGAGACUCUUCUCAGCAAGUGCGAAAUCCCGAUCAUCGACCUCGCUCACAUGGGCAUUUUGCUUAUUUCAGGCACGGAGAGAUGUCCUCAGAAGGGAGUCGUGAAGCAGGUGGCCUCGAAACUGCUAAGGGCGCUGUCCGAGAAAGGAUUGGCCUUGCUCGUCAACCACGGCAUUCCAGAGUGCAAGAUGAAGGCAGCUUACAGAGCCCUAGACGCAUUUUGCGAGCUGCCGGAGGAAACGCGAGCAAAAUACGAGCGCGUUUCGCCGGAUAAUCACGGUUACGUUAAGCCGGGCAUGGAGAAAUUUUCGGACGAGAUGGAACUUCGCCAUACUUUCAACGUGACCGGAUGUGGACGAAUCCUGCCGGAAGAUGAGGUUCAUGGAUUUAGAUCGGCGGUGGACGAAUUGACACGUGAUUUUAAGCAACUGGCUACCAUGCUCCUUAACGCUCUGUCCGUGGGUUUGGAACAGUCCCACGACUUCCUGCUGUCGAAGCAUGCGCACAUACUCGGCCCUGGCAACGCGUCCACCAUGCGUCUCCUCUACUAUCCGCCACUCGGUGCACCGGUACAAGGACUGACCCGAUGCGGCGCUCAUUGCGACUAUGGCACUUUCACUUUGUUGGCGCAGGACUGCGAGGGUGGCCUUGAAAUACAAACUGGGGAAAGAUGGGCUAGAGUGGGUCAUCUCCCAGGCGCCAUAUUGGUGAACACUGGCGAGUUACUAGGACACUGGACCAACGGGCAGCUUCCAGCACUCAGACAUCGCGUCGUUGUGCCGGAACACUGUGGUCGCGGCCGUCAUUCCAUCGCCUUCUUUGUGCAUCCAGACGACGAUAUUCCUAUCGAGCCGUUAGACACAAAGAUUACCAUAGCCAAUCAGGAAACAACCCCUUGCCGCCUCCAGAAAAAAAAGCGUAGCGUCCUCACGGCGUAUCAGCAUCUUCAACGUCGUUUUCGCGAGACUUACGCGUCCUAAUGUGCUACAUCCCGAAUAUUCUGUCAGGGUGAUCUAAUGGACCCAAAACCGGAAGCUUAGUCUUCUUCACACACACGUGGAGUAAAGAUAAAAUUUCGCGGAAAUUCAGAAGAGAUCGAUUUUACGGGCAAUGAAAUUAAGAUUACCGCAAGCUAUGUUUUAAAGCGUGACCAACAUAUUUUGCUGUACAUUGCUUGAUAUAUUAUAAAAGAAAAAAAUAUGUUUAAAAAGUGCAUAAUAUCCAUUCCGUUUAAUGUGAACAUCCAAAGAACAGAAUUUUCACCGAUACUUUUAAUUCUGAUCAAUCUUAACGGUAUAGCUUGGCUGUCUUAAUCUCAUAAAUUGCGUAUUCAAGAAUCAGAUACCUUCACGAAGCGAAAUUAUUAAACUGAAUGUCAAAGAAAAAUGUAAAAAGAAUGUAAAAGAAGAUUGCGAGUCUCAGGCAAUAAUAAAUAAAUUUGUACUUAAUUCGAAAAUAUUUCCGUUAUUCCUGUACUAAAUAACCAACUCGAAUGAAGAGAAUAUACAAUAUCGUUUUGCUUGAUUUAACCUUGCGAUCUUUAAAAUCCUUUAGAAGCCGGGAUCCCAGUCAGUUUCUUGUGGUUUUUGGUAUAUUUUAUAACAAAUUAAAACGUCCCCGGUUUUGAAAGACAAUGUGGAAUCUUCGAAUCUCAAGCCGCAUUCCACGUCAGUCUUGAUCGUUUCCGUUUCAUUUUUCAAAUGUCUCAUUGACACCAAUUUCCCUAAAAAGACAAGUAAAUGUCAUUUUGUUUUUCUUUCACGAUUUUCAAUCAAGUAUUUUACCAGUAUACAGGAUUUCCUGUCCACGCAUCAAGCGGUACAUCGCGUCCUUCUUGAGAACGCCUUUGACGCACCGGCAACCCGCAACCUUUACUUUCUUUUUCUUAUCUGUGAUCUCGAACUCUUGCAAUACAUUUGCUUCGCCUGUAAAAAAAUGUAAGGUCAAGAAAAUAAAUUUAUAAUUACUCUACU
Molecule: messenger RNA, 2732 nt
Organism: Temnothorax curvispinosus
Lineage: Eukaryota; Metazoa; Arthropoda; Insecta; Hymenoptera; Formicidae
Product: UPF0676 protein C1494.01
Exons: 6
Coding region: 477-1739 (420 amino acids)
Molecular function (GO): dioxygenase activity
Source: RefSeq, a predicted model, not a curated record